AUGGGCAUCCUAAACGAUGCUAAGGACGCGGUCACGUCCACUGCCGCCAAGGCUGCUUCGCGUCUCGCCGCCUCCGAAGCGCCGCGCAUCCUCAAAGACCUUGACAACCUCGUCGAAAGCACCGCAGAACAGGUCGCCAACCUCGAGGCUGCGACCAUCCAAAACACGGAACGCAUCCUCGCUGACGCCUUCUCCAAGGAGGCCCUCGCCAAGGCUCUGCCGGAAAUACAACCCUUCAUCCCCAAAGGGCAGGCGGCCGUGGCUACCAGCGACCAAGUCGCUCCCAGCGGAGCAGCUGGUGCCGGCGCAAAAGCGAAGGACGCCGCGGGUGGGUCGGUGCCGACCUCAUCUGCAGGCAGCCCCUCUCUUUCUCCGAACGAAACACGAGCUGAUCGCCCCGGCCGGCCCGCGACCUCGCGCAAAUCGUCUCGCAGGCAGUCGCGGAGGCCGUCAAGGCGCAAGCCGUACACACUGGUGAACCACGCUGCGAGAGGGCCAACAGGGCAGGCCACGGCAGCGGACUACGUGUCGAGGAGCAGCGUCCCUCAAACUGGUGCUUUUGGACACGGUAAUGCUCAAGUCGGUGCUGCUCAAGCCGGUGCUACUGAAGCCGGUGCUGUUGAAGUUAAUGCUGUUGAAGUCAGUGUCGCGUUACCCUCUGGAACAGGCACCAGCCCGAUGGGUUCGGCGAGCCCGAAGGCAGGUGCAGUGCAUCCUGGCGGGAUUGCGGUGGUGAAUUCGACGCCUUCGUCUACGUUUAAGUCCGCUUGCGAGAGCCCAGGUUCGAGUCCAGAGUCGCCCAUUCUACACGCGAUCCUGACGCCGGCUCCCUGGGCCGGGGAGAGUCCAGUGGGGGAGAGUCCUGCGAGGGACAGUCCCGUGGGGGAGACGUGCUUGGGGCAGAGUCCCGUAGGGAGUCCCGUGGGGGAGACUGGCUUGGGGCAGAGUCCC
Molecule: messenger RNA, 951 nt
Organism: Gregarina niphandrodes
Lineage: Eukaryota; Apicomplexa; Conoidasida; Eugregarinorida; Gregarinidae
Exons: 1
Source: RefSeq, a predicted model, not a curated record